CUCCGCCCCCUUUUCUUCUCAGUCCCACAUGCACGAGUUUGACAGCACGAGCUCUGAAACUGAACCGAAAACGCCCGAUUCUUCCUCCUUGUCCGUCGUUUUGUGGAUUUUUUGUGCUUUAAUUUCCCAUUUUCUUUAAGAGUUUUAAGUGUAAUAAGUGGGGAAAUGGACUAGCUAUGAGGACCAGACUCUAACGGAGGCUUUUUUUUGAGUAUCGACCGGUUCCAAAGUUUUGUAUUCUGUCGCACGCGCGCAGACUGAAACAUGUCUCGAGACCCAGACGAGGUGAAUAAACUGACCGAAAGCACCUACAAGAAUGUUAUGGAACAGUUUAACCCGGGGCUGAAGAACCUUAUCAACCUUGGAAAGAGCUACGAGAAAGCCGUCAUGGCCAUGACCCUGGCUGGAAAGAUGUACUUUGAAGCUGUGGGUAAGAUCGGCGAGAACGCUGCUGUAUCUCCAGUGUCAAGAGAAUUAGGGGUGGUGUUGACCGAGAUCUCUGAAGCACACAGGAAGGUCCUACUAGAGCUGGAAGAAAAUUUCAGACGCUUCCAUCGAGAGAUUAUUGCAGAGCUGGACAAGAAGACAGACAUGGACGUGAAAUACAUGACCGCCACGUUUAAGAAGUAUCAGAUGGAGCACAAGAUGAAGCAGGACUAUCUGGAGAGGUCUCAGGCUGACCUAAAAAAGCUAAGGAGGAAGAGCCAAGGAAAGAAUGCGCUGAAGUACGAGAGCAAAGAGAAUGAGUGUUUGGAGACCCUGACGCACCGGCAGAUGGACAUGCAGAAGUUUAUUGCAGAUGGCUGUAGAGAGGCUUUGCUCGAGGAGAAGAGGAGGUUCUGCUUCCUGGUGGACAAACAUUGUACUUUCUCCUACCAGCUAGCAGCUUUUCAUGAAAAGGCAAAGGAUAUACUAACAGACCAGAUACCUAACUGGCAAGACAAAUGUACUGAUAUUACCAAUGUUCCAGACAGUGUGAUGUCAAUGAUAGAAGGUCUGCGCACCCCGGUGUCCGUAACCCCUCAAGCCUCUCCAGCCGUAAAGCGCCACAGCAGGAACAAUUCUGAUGCAAUGAUUCCACCUCCUGCACCACCACUAAAGGCUCAACCAAGUCCACUAGCGAGCAUGUUCAACCAAGACACAGCAAAACAAGAAACUGUGACCGAUAAUAAUAAUGACGGGAGUCAAAUGGUCAGAUCCAUUUCUAUGGCUACCGGGCUGAACAAUAUGAGCCAGAGGCCACGUGUCAGGACUAUCUUCCCCCACAAAUCUGGCAGUAACAACACCCUGCUGAGCUUCGAUGAGGGUGACUUCAUUAUCCUGCUUAUCCCCGAUGAGAGAGACGGCUGGCUUUAUGGAGAAUUGGAGAAGACCAAACAAAGGGGCUGGUUUCCAUCCUCCUACUGUCGUCCAUAUGUAGAUCCUGUGGUAAAUAACAGUGUUGUUGGGAAUCCUCCGGCACGCAGUAAGAGUGUGGCCAACCUCACGCAGCAGGACCCUGAGGAUGAUGUGCUGCUGCCUCCUCCUGACUACAGCGACACUUCCUUCAGGAGGAACUCGACCAAGUCCCUGAUUCAGACACAUGUGCCUUCUUCUGAAUACUCAGUUUCUCAGCCAAACGGAAUUUCAAAACCAGCUUUCCUAGGGGGCGGGAACCCUUUUGCUACCGUGAAGCUGAGGCCCACAGUCACCAACGACAGAUCCGCUCCUAAGAUCUGAUAAUCACGACUCAUCUAGCCUUCUAACCAUCAGCAGCCUUUUUCCCCUCAACACCAUUAAACACUGCUGCGUGAAUGCAGACUUUUCUUCUGCAAAGUACAAUAUGAUCAUACAUGAGCUUCAAGGCCAUGUUCGAGUUGGACUAGAUACCCUGUUGGCCUCGUUGCACACAAUCAAACUACACAUGUAGCUCUGUACAUUAUAAAAGCCCGUAUUCACAUACAAUUUCCAAAACAAACAUUCCAUCAUUCGUGCUGCCUAACAGGGUUUGUCCUGGACGUCCAGCGAGAGCGGCGCUGGCUAAAUCUAUAGAGUAAAAAUGCUUCUAAUAUAUUUUGUCCUGAAUUUUUACCAGAGGCGUUGAUGACUGCUUUUAUAGUUGCAAGAAUAACAUGCCUUCCUUGUGCUGAGAUACACCUAGGUUUAUAAGAAUUGUUGAGAAUUUUAUACUGUCAUGGGACAUGUGAUGAAUGUAUAUAGGACCAAGGCACUGAAUUUUCAGGUUAUAUAUUGUUGCAGAUGUGAUUGUGCCGGAAUAUUUCAACUGUAUCAGGUUAUUUAAAAUUCUGAACAUCUUUGUACACUAGGAUUAAACAUAUGUGUUAAUUCCGAAUGCUUGAUAGUGUGUUUAGAUCGAAAAGCUGUGCUACGGACCCAUUUCCACAUACUAUUUAAUACUGCUUUUUUCCUUUUUCACCUCUUUAAUUUGAUUUCUGUGUCCAUGUCUAGUUCACAAGCAUCCACACUUGCCUUUGAGUCAUGUUGCUGAAACGUACCUUAUAAUUACACAGACAAAUUGUAUUUAAUUCAUUUUAACGCUGUAAGGAACCCAUUCGUUCAAUUUCUCAACGCAGUUUUACCUUUUCCGAUGCCCUGUGAAUCACUGCUGUAUAAAAUAAAAUGUUUUAUUUCUUUUAACAUUUUGAAAUGUUUUAUUAUCACAGCUGAAUAUGUAUCCUGUAUGUUAGGUUAGGUUAGAGUUCGGUAGGAUUUAAGGUUCGGCGCGAGGUUACAGUGUUUAUGGAUUUCCCAAUUGUGAAUGCACAGGUUGUUGUAGAGGUAGUAUUAUUGCUUUGCUAUUGAAACAAGUUAACCAUCGAGUAAUAAGAUGGUCAUUGUGCUCCUGGCUAGGAUCCAUGAAAGCAGAAUUGGCCUUGCUCUCUUGGUGUUGUGGGUGACUUCACUCUUUCCUCUGUCAGUCAAAGUGACAAUAACCAAUCUUGUUGAGCAUUUUCUUUCAAGUGUUCAUGUCUCCUGUAAUAUAGCAGUUGUGAUGCUUGCUAUUAUGUGUCUUGGAUGAAGCACAUAUGUACUGUAUCAUGUGAUAGAUGAAAACUACUGGUGUGUAGUGUAAAUUAUGGUGUCCCACAAGGUUCUGUUUUAGGUCCCUUAUAUCCAGCUCACUAGAUGUGUAACCUGCUAUCCAAUAAUUAGAUUUGACUUCUACAAAUAAUACAUAUUUGGCCAGAUGUUGGAACAGUAAGUAAAAUGGAAGACCUUUAAAAUGUCCAGCAGCUUUGAUUAAUAGAAACUUACUUCUUCUGGAUUCUGCUCAAACACCACUACUGUUUUAGGUAGUUGCCUGCAAUAAAACUACCCUAUUCUGUUCAACCCAACAUUUCGGUACAGGAACUUGUGUUUUUAGGUAAUAUCUCCAAAGCUGUAUAAUUUACCCAGAAUAAGACACAGGCUAACUCGGUGCAUAUUGCUCCAGUAUUUUUCAAUCUCCUUAAAGUUCCAUGUUCAAGACUGUUAAAACACACAAAGACUAGCUCUUGCCUAUCUAGCUGAACUCCUGGUGCAGAAGAACCCAUCCUGACUACAUCACUCGGUUAAGACUGUUCUACUCUUAAUCCAGGUGACACUUUUUCUGUCUGUUGAUUUCCUCUAAUCUUUGAAUGAAUGGUCCAGAAUUAUUAAUAGAUGAAUUUCUUAAUUUCAUGCAUUUCAUAAUCUGUAGUAAUCUGAGAUUAUUGUGUUCUAUUAUUGUGCUUUAAGUACUGUUUAAUCUUUGACACGUUUGAAUAACUUAUAUUUUGACAUGAACUGAAAAGUUCUACAUGUACAAAUAAAGAAUUUUGUAAAACAACACAGGAAAAGACAUGGAUUUCUGCAUAUCUAGAAUUUUUAUUUACAGUAUCAUUCAUAUAAAAAGGCUGAAUUGAUUAUACAUGCAGUGGUCUAAAGCAAUUUCCCCUGAUGUUUAAUUACAUGGUCAAUAAUGGCAGCAAGUGCAUUUUUUUUUUUUUUUAAUCAAUAGGA
This is a messenger RNA of Tachysurus fulvidraco (yellow catfish), 3981 nucleotides long. It is a transcript of the gene baiap2l1b, whose product is annotated as BAR/IMD domain containing adaptor protein 2 like 1b. Gene Ontology annotation, biological process: actin filament bundle assembly; plasma membrane organization; positive regulation of actin filament polymerization. Gene Ontology annotation, cellular component: cytosol; nucleoplasm. The record is from RefSeq and is a predicted model, not a curated record. NCBI's taxonomy places the organism in Eukaryota, Metazoa, Chordata, Actinopteri, Siluriformes, Bagridae. The transcript has 14 exons. The coding region runs from base 265 to 1719 and encodes 484 amino acids. Gene Ontology annotation, molecular function: protein binding.